GGUACGCAUUGCCUUCGUCGAUUGGCCGUACCCAUGCUCGUUCGCCUUAACGCGCGAAAACCGUACAGGCUCGUUUAAACAUUUCCAUCGCGCGAAAGGCAAGUUUGAUCGGUUUCCGUCGAUCAGUGUUUCUGGUGCCGGUGUCAUGACGCGAAGUUGCACGUUGCGCGCGUGAUUCGAGAAGACAGUGUGUUCCGAAGGGGUAAACUGUAACUGCACUGUGUCCACGAGAAUCUUGCUGUCAUAAAACCAAUGAAGCGGUGCUAGGGUGCGAACAACCCCUUGGAAUCGUUGUGAGUUUUCUUAUUAUCGUUGACGAGGCAGAAAUGGCACGGGCAGAGUCACGGUGAGAAAAGGGCGAGGGUGAAGCCCUCGCGCGAGACGAGAGCCAUGGUGAAAAGCUUCGGUUUCUUCGCCAGGCGGGCAAUACCUGCCUACCACCAUCUUGUGCUUUUUCUCGCACUGGGCGGCACGACGAGCGCCGUAGACCUCUCCCAAUGCAUCGCGCCGCUCGGCAUGGAAUCCGGCGCGAUCCCGGACGCGGAUAUCACGGCCAGUUCUACCUUCGACACAGGAAACGUCGGUCCACAGCUAGCACGAUUAAAAGUAGAGAAUCUCGGUGGCGCAUGGUGUCCCAAGAAUCAGAUCACCCAAGAAGCCCGAGAAUGGUUGGAAAUCGACCUUCAUACGGUUCACUUGAUCACGGCAACGGCUACUCAAGGUCGUUUCGGGAAUGGCCUGGGCGUUGAGUAUGCAGAGGCGUAUCUGCUCGAGUACUGGCGACCGCGUCUGGGCAAGUGGGUCCGAUACAGAGAUAUCAAAGGGAAAGAGGUAAUACAGGGUAACACGAACACGUAUUUGGAGUCCAAGCACGAGCUGGAGCCACCUCUGUGGGCGAGCAAGAUCCGUUUUCUGCCCUACAGCCAUCACACGCGGACGGUUUGCAUGCGGGUCGAGCUCUACGGAUGUUACUGGAGCGAUGGCGUGGUAUCCUACUCGAUGCCCCAAGGUGAUAAAAGGGGUAAUGGAUGGGAAUUCUUCGAUGCCACCUACGAUGGACACUGGGACGGUGAGCUCCGCCGUGGUCUGGGUCAGCUGACAGACGGCAGAACUGGACCCGAUAACUUUAAAAUGGGAUAUUAUGAUAACGAUCGGAACCAGGGCUGGGUUGGUUGGAGAAACGAUACACGUGGACAGCCGGUCGAGAUCAAGUUCGAAUUCGACAAGGUUAGAGAGUUCUCGGCCAUACACAUCUACUGCAACAACCAGUUCACCAAAGAUGUUCAGGUGUUCUCCCAUGUAGAUAUACUGUUUAGUAUAGGAGGUAAAUACUACACGGGAGAACCUAUCACGUAUACCUACAUGGAAGACAAAAUUUUCGAGUCAUCGCGGAAUAUCACUAUCAAGCUCCAUCAUCGAGUUGGCAAGUACGUGAAAUUGAGACUUCACUUCUCGGCCCGGUGGCUUAUGAUCAGCGAAGUGACUUUCGAUUCUGAUGUGGCUCACGGUAACUUCACGCCAGAGGAAGCACCGACAACUGAGUCACCUAUUCAGAGCGACGUCUUCGUGGAGAAAAACGGUGCUGCAGAGGGUGAACUUCCGGUCUCGACAGCUAAGCACGACGACCCGACGUACAUGGCGGUCGUGAUCGGCGUGCUAACCGCCGUGAUCCUUCUGCUCGCCGUGGCGAUAUUUCUGAUUGUCUCGAGACACAGGCAACGCAAGUGUUUCGCAAGCCCCAUGACCGGCAAGGCGCCAUCGCAUCUUGGAUCUACCUGCGCCACCGUUGAAAAAGGAGCUGCACUGAUGGCGUAUACUCUUGAGGACGACGAAAGAUACGCCGGUGGUUCGCUGCCGACGUUGCCGCGGGACCUGGGGAACCGUCUUUUGGACAUCGUAAAGCUCGACGACUAUCAAGAACCCUACCAGGCAUUAAAGUACGCGCCGUACUACAGCUACAGCACCGUCGUUAUGGAGAUGAAAGACAUGAUGCUGAACAACAAGGGCAGCAACAUCAAUCACUCAGCGGUGUACGCGAACGGUGCAGUUGACACAUUGUACGAUUAUGCGGUACCGGAACUCGGCACGGUGCCCCUGCUCAACCAGGACGCCACAGGACGAGGAGCUGCCACCGCCUCCGCGGGCAGCAACGACCAGGACAGCAUCUUCUCUAAGACCUCCUCGAGAGGCAGCAAGACGGAGAAUAAAAAGUCGCCGACUCAACAGGAGGUACUUUCGGCCCUGAAGAGACGUCUGGAGCAGACGAGCGUCCCGCUCUUCCCACGGCAUCGCCUCCGCAUGCUCUCGAAACUUGGCGAAGGGGCUUACGGAACGGUGUACGUGGCAGAAGCAGAAGGCAUCCCAGAGUAUGGAACGACGACCAGCGUCGGCAAGCGUCUCGUCGCCGUCAAAUUUUUACUGUCUGAAGCCUGCGAGAAACAAAAGAUGGAUUUCCAACGAGACGUCAGACUCCUAGCAGCCCUGGAGGACCGCAAUAUAGCAAGAGUCCUUGGAGCCUGCUGUCGCGAGGAACCAUACUGCAUAGUAAUGGAGUACCUAGAACACGGAGAUCUUUGCCAAUUUCUCAAAACUCAUAUCACUGCCGAAGAUGCUCAUUCCAUGCCCAUUGGCGUCAAAACACUCAGUUUCAACUGUCUCAUCUACAUGGCCGCUCAGAUCGCGUCGGGCAUGCGGUACCUGGAGAAUCUCAACUUUGUUCACCGGGAUCUGGCUACUAGCAUCCGAACUGUCAUCGUUACCUUACGGGAUUGUCGCUGACACAAUACAGGGAAUUGGAACGGAG
Molecule: messenger RNA, 2803 nt
Organism: Megachile rotundata (alfalfa leafcutting bee)
Lineage: Eukaryota; Metazoa; Arthropoda; Insecta; Hymenoptera; Megachilidae
Product: discoidin domain-containing receptor 2
Biological process (GO): positive regulation of phosphatidylinositol 3-kinase/protein kinase B signal transduction; multicellular organism development; protein phosphorylation
Cellular component (GO): plasma membrane; signaling receptor complex
Molecular function (GO): collagen binding; protein tyrosine kinase collagen receptor activity; ATP binding
Source: RefSeq, a predicted model, not a curated record